Psylliodes chrysocephalus is the source of this 1660-nucleotide messenger RNA. The record is from the annotation of a GenBank genome assembly. Lineage: Eukaryota; Metazoa; Arthropoda; Insecta; Coleoptera; Chrysomelidae.
AGUUCAAAUCGGAAAAACUGAUUUGCAUUAACCAUGAAGGCCGCAAAUGUUGCUAAAUCUGUGAAAAUGGCAUCUCAAAAACUAACUAAUUCCGUCGAAACUCUAGACAAACCGGAAAAAAGCAAGAUAAAAAACGUAGUAAUAAUGGACGAUAAGGCUUCAUGUAAGGAACUAGAUCAGUGGAUAGAACAGUUAAAUGACUGUAAGCAAUUAACCGAAAAUCAAGUGAAAACACUGUGUGAUAAGGCUAAAGAAAUACUGUCUAAAGAAUCAAAUGUACAGGAAGUGAAAUGCCCUGUUACGGUAUGUGGCGAUGUUCAUGGACAGUUCCAUGACUUGAUGGAGUUAUUCAGGAUAGGCGGUCGUAGUCCAGAUACAAAUUAUCUUUUUAUGGGUGACUACGUCGAUCGUGGUUAUUACUCAGUUGAAACUGUCACCCUCUUGGUAGCACUGAAAGUCAGGUAUAAAGAAAGAAUCACAAUCUUGAGAGGGAAUCACGAAUCAAGGCAAAUCACACAAGUCUACGGUUUCUACGAUGAAUGUCUAAGAAAAUAUGGAAAUGCCAAUGUAUGGAAAUUUUUCACUGAUUUGUUCGAUUACUUGCCUCUAACGGCGCUCGUUGAUAGUCAAAUAUUCUGUCUGCAUGGUGGGUUGAGUCCUAGCAUUGAUACUUUGGACCAUAUUAGGGCGCUAGAUCGUUUACAAGAGGUACCUCACGAAGGCCCAAUGUGCGACCUCCUUUGGUCAGACCCAGACGACCGCGGAGGUUGGGGCAUCUCUCCCCGUGGUGCCGGUUAUACCUUUGGACAAGACAUCUCAGAAACUUUCAAUCACAGCAAUGGUCUGACGCUGGUAUCGAGGGCGCAUCAAUUGGUCAUGGAAGGGUAUAACUGGUGUCACGAUAGAAACGUUGUAACCAUAUUCAGCGCCCCCAACUAUUGCUAUAGAUGUGGCAAUCAAGCUGCCAUUAUGGAAUUAGACGAUGCUCUUAAAUAUUCAUUCUUACAGUUCGAUCCGGCACCGAGACGUGGCGAGCCUCACGUGACCCGCAGAACUCCAGACUAUUUCCUUUAAACAUUCUUACCGAGACGACUUUUUUUUUCAACUGCAAUAUAUCAUACAACUUCAAAAAUACAAAAAAGGAAGCUUAGUUAUAUAUAAUUAUUGUAUUUGUAAAAGAAAAUUAUUAUAUAGUUUAUUGCGAUUUAAGUGACGCCUCUCCCGAAAUACCCAAAUUGAUAACGAUAAAAAUAAAAAAAUUGUAAAGUAUAUAUUUAUGGUGUAAUUUUUUGUAGAUUCUCCAAUCUUUUUUAAUGUAAUUAUUUUUACUUAGUUAGGGCCAUUGGAUCGUUAUCAAAUGAGGGAUUUUUUUCAAUAUGGACAAUGGGUUUUUGCGUCAGUCGCUACAUUUUUGUUGAUUUUUUUUUAUAUUCUCAUCGUCAUCGUUUCAGUACUGCUAGGGUGGAAAGAAACACAUAAAAAAGUUUUCGCUUUGUAUGAAAUUGUAUAUUUGUAAAUAUAAAAACAUUUUGCGACUGAAAAGGAUCGGCCUUUUUAUUAAAGCGUGCGUACCGUAGAAAAUUGCGAUUGUGUGCGAAGUCGCACCUUUGAAAGGCUAGUCUGGACGAUCUCUCAUCUAUCAUCAAUAUUGACAAAUAUA